UCAAAAUCUGUGUUUCGAAUACUUAUCAAACAAUUAAAAAUUAUGAUUGAAACAAAACACAGUUCCAACCACAAUACCAAACACCUUCGAACUAAGCUCUGCCAUCCAACUUGUUCUCCAUUCAAAUUAUAAUAUAGCCAGCAGGACGGGAAAACAGACACAAGGGAUAGGAGAUGGAGAGGCAGAAGCAUUUUGUGCUAGUCCAUGGAGCCUGUCAUGGAGCAUGGUGUUGGUAUAAGGUGGCAACUUUGCUUACAUCAGCUGGUCACAAAGUUACAGCUCUGGAUAUGGCCGCUUCAGGGGUCCAUCCAAAGCAGGUAGAAGAGCUCCAUGCGAUCUCAGACUAUUUCGAGCCAUUGAUGGAAUUCAUGACAUCUUUGCCACCAGAAGAAAGGGUGAUUCUAGUGGGUCACAGUAUGGGUGGGCUCUGUAAUUCUGUUGCAAUGGAAAGGUUCCCUGAGAAAAUUUCUUGUGCAGUCUUCGCAGCAUGUAUCAUGCCAGGUCCUGAUCUGAGCUUCACAGCUGCAAAGGAAGAGAAUGCCAGACAAGCGGGUUCCUUCAUGGAUUCACAAUAUAUGUUUGAUAAUGGGCCCAACAAUCCUCCAACGUCCAUACUGCUUGGGCCCGACUGCUUGUCAAUCCAGCUGUACCAGCUCUCCCCUGCCAAGGAUCUUACGCUAGCGAAGCUGUUGCUGCGACCUCACCCUUUGUUUAGUGACGAGGCGACUCAAGAAGAAGUCUGGGUUACGAAGGAGAAGUACGGAUCGGUUCCCCGAGUUUAUAUCGUGUGUGACCAAGACAAGAUAAUAAAGGAAGCUAUACAGAGAUGGAUGAUUGAAAAAAAUCCACCGGAUGAAGUAAAAGUUGUGCCUGGUUCUGAUCACAUGAUCAUGUUUUCUAAACCUCAAGAGAUGUGCUCUUGCCUCUUGGAGGUUGCCAGGAAAUACUCCUGAUAUUGUCAAUUGCCACUUGCUUGUCGGAACCCGCUACUAUGUGCAGACGAUCAGAGGACCUCCAAGUAUAUAAGAGGUUUUUUUUUUGUUUUUCUUUUUCAUGAAUGUGAGUGUUCAAAUUAGCUUUCGUGUACUUCGACUAAUCCCACAAAUCCUACAUACCUUUAAAUUAACGAUCAUGUAAAUCUUUAAUGAUUCUGAGAUUUAUAAGACUUGAAUUGGUAAUUUUUAGAGAGUAAA
Messenger RNA from Populus nigra (black poplar), 1193 nucleotides. Its product is annotated as methyl jasmonate esterase 1-like. The coding region runs from base 174 to 953 and encodes 259 amino acids. NCBI's taxonomy places the organism in Eukaryota, Viridiplantae, Streptophyta, Magnoliopsida, Malpighiales, Salicaceae. Gene Ontology annotation, biological process: salicylic acid metabolic process; jasmonic acid metabolic process. The transcript has 3 exons. Gene Ontology annotation, molecular function: methyl jasmonate esterase activity; methyl salicylate esterase activity; methyl indole-3-acetate esterase activity. The record is from RefSeq and is a predicted model, not a curated record.